Erpetoichthys calabaricus (reedfish) is the source of this 1581-nucleotide messenger RNA. RefSeq names its product thioredoxin-related transmembrane protein 1-like. Lineage: Eukaryota; Metazoa; Chordata; Cladistia; Polypteriformes; Polypteridae. Bases 250 to 807 code for a protein of 185 amino acids. The transcript is spliced from 8 exons. The record is from RefSeq and is a predicted model, not a curated record.
UGGUGUUGUCUCGUUGCUAUAGGAACAGUAAAAGCAUUAAAGCACACACUUAACCCCGGAUCGAUCAGAGCCAAGAGGCUUGCAAAAGGGGAAGAGCGGCUUAAUGGAAUAGAACGACGCGCUGCGGAAGUGGAAAAACAGGCGCGGCGGGGCCGGUGGCGGGGACUCGCGCUCCGCUCGGCCCUUAUCUCGGCCGCUGUGUGCUGCGUUCUUCCAUUGCUCCUGACGCUGUUCUUAGCGUCUCCUGCGAUGGCUGAGGAGGAGGAGAACUGGAGGCGCUUCCUGUUCGGGGAGUGGAUGUUGGGAUUUUUUCAAUCUGGCACUCCAUCUUCUCGGCCGUUUAAGGAGAUGUGGGAUAGAUUUUCAGCUAAGACAACAGGAGUGAAAGUGGGCAUCGUGGACAUUAGUGAGAAUCCAGAACUGAGUGCCAGAUUCCUUGUGACUAAAUAUCCAGCAAUAUUCCAUUGCAAGAAUGGAGUUUGUAGGGAAUACCAAGGCUCCUUGAGUACAAAUGCCAUUUUGGACUUUGUGCAGAAUAAGAAAUGGCAGAAGAUUGACUCAGCACCUGAUUGGCUUGGUCCUUCAUCAUUAGCGAUUGAAUUUCUCGUGCCCUUCUACACAUUUAAUGUGUUUUUGAAGAAUGUUCUAAAAUACUUGACAGAAGAGGCUGGCUUGCCAUUAUGGGGGUCUUACACCACGUUAGCAAUAUUGGUGCUCUUGAUAGGCGUGUUGGUGGCAAUGAUUCUGGAUAAAAUAUUCGAGGUGUGUCUUUUCCCAUUUAUCUCCAGAAGAUUCUCACCAGAUUGAGGACUGAGAUGAUAGGCAGCCAAAUGCAGCUUGCAAGACUACAGUGGCAAGGUUUCAGGACAUGCUGAUCCUAUACAAGGUCAGCCUUGCUCCCUGGCAGCAGAAGAACAAAGAAUGGAGAUUUGCUACUCAGCACUAGAAGUUGCAGCCUUGAGAAUGCUGAUUGCCUGUUGUAGAGGCAAUGGGCAUAGUGCAAAGACAUGGGCAAGAGUAGCCAUAUGUGACUUUGAGGAGCCUGUCACCCAUCCUUGUUUGGUGAUUGUGGCUGAAGCACCUAUGUGUGACUCUGGAAUUUGGCUGGCUGGAAAAUGGAAGUUAAUCAGAACUGUAUUCUUUUAGCUAAUGAACUAAGGCCCUCUACAUAUCUGCAGUUACUGUACAGUUACUGCUAGGCCUGCUGGCAGGAUCUAGUAGAGGCAGCAUGGAAGGAAGCUGCUCUGAACAUGAUCAUACAGACAGAAUGUCCGGUGGGACCCGUGACAACAAUGGCCAGAUGUAAAGGUUAACAUCUUGAUGUAAACUAACUACAAACUUUUUUCAGAGGGAACAGCUCACCCUGAGCAUAAGGGGGCUUUGGAAAUGUGGAGCAAGAGUAGCAGCCACAUGGGUGUCCUGCAGGAUGAAGAUGCAGUGAGUGCUUUCACUCCUUUUGUACAAUAUACCCAACUGAUUUUUCUGUAUAAUAUCGAAGCAAUCUGGCUGAAUGUAAUCUAAUUCAUAACCCUUAAAGACAGUGUCGGAUCGAGUUUACUCUGUAUUAAAUAUGCCAGCAAA